AACGUAUAUAUCGACAAAAUUAUCUAUUGUGUUAUUUUUUUUUCAGCUAUUUUUUAUUUUCUUAGCUUUACAACUUGAAUUCGAUGAACCUGAAUAUGAUAUGGAUGAAAUUGAUCAUAAUUGGUUUCAUAAAACAGCUCAUAGUUUAUGUCCUGAGCUUACAUAUCUUGAAUAUGAAACUAUUAUUGAUAAACUUGAGAAUGCAAGUACGCGAACACGUGUCUCGUUGGAUGAAGCACGAGCAUUGUUUGCAUCUUCAACACCAUCAAUAAUCAAUGAUUUACAUAUAAAUACUGUUUAUGAUUUUUGGUAUAAACGACGAACAACACGGGACAAACGAUUGAAACCACGUUUACUAACAGAACGUGAUAUCAAAGAAGAAAAAGGAAAGCAUCAUCCAUAUGUUGCUUUUCGACGGCGUGUUGAAAAAAUGACAACAAGAAAAAAUCGAAAAAAUGAUGAGCAAGCCUAUUUAUCAAUGCUCAAAUUACGUUCUAAUUUUGAAGCCGUCGUUAAGUUAACAAAUUUGAUCAAACUACGUGAAACAACCAAAGUCUCAUGGCUCGAAUGCGCACUAGCAAUUUUUCAAGCACGAUGUGAUUCGAAAUUGGAUGAUGAAACAACAUCGACGAAUCAAUCAUCGAUAUCAUCGUUGUCGACAAAUCAAGAUCAAUAUCAUCAUACUCGUUCCCAUUUGAAAACAUCUUUAUUGAUGAACAGUAAUAGUAAUCUAACAAAUAUUCAACAUCAACAAUUAUUAACACAAUUAAUACGUAUUGAAAAUCAGAAAAAAAAUUCAUUAACAACAUCAACAUUAGCUAAUCUUUUACAAACAUCUAUAAAAUCACGAUCAUUAUCAAUGGAUCCUAAUGAUCCAUUUCAACGAAAAAUUAAAAAAUUAAAAACAUCACAUCGAAAAAUGAAUCAUACCGAUAAACUUACACAAUUGUUGUCUUCACCAACAAUACCAUCAUCACCUAUUGUAUAUAAUAUGGGAUUGACAUCAACAUCAAUCUCACCACAAUCCAUAUUUGAACGAUUGUCAUCAUCAAAUGUUGUUUCUUCACCUUCAGAACAACAAACUAAUCGACGUCGUUUAAAACAUUCUCCAUCAGGAACAAUAAAACAAGGAAAAAAUCAUCGAAAUUUAUCACCUGUGGAUAUAUGGUCCCUUGUAGAUAAUACAAAAGGUGGUGCAAUCUUGCUUAAAGCUCAAUUUCUUGAAGCAGCAAGAAAAAUGCAACAAAAAGAAGAGCUUGAAAAUAACAUAAAUCGUCGUGUUAUUUUGCAAGAUGGUUCAUCUGUAUUAUCAAAUACAAAUGAAAAUAUCAAUAAUAGACUAGAUGAAGUGGGAACGAGUAUUGAUGAUGAAGAAUCAAUUGAUCCUUGGCAAUUUCGGCCUAAAAUUGGAUGUAGAUAUCUUCGGCCUAUUGACCAAGAUCAACAACAGCAUGUUCAAUCACAACGUUCAAGUUUUUCAUCAUUUUAUUCUCUCGCUUGUUCCGAACGUGGUCAUCUCGGCAAGCGACGAGUACGAAUAGGUCGUGGUGGAAGAUUACUCUAUGAUCGUCAUAUUGAACAGGAGAAUAAUAAUUCUAUGAAUGAAAUUCAUAAUUUUUCAUUAACAAGUAAAUCAUAUUUUACGGAUAAACCCAUAUUAUGGUAUGUCUCGUCUCAACCAUCACUUACUGACUCAUAUCAUUUACAUUCACAUUUAACAGUUCAUGAUCAUACAACAUCACUAGCUCAUCAUUAUCAAUCAAAAUCAUCAACAUCAUCGAGUUCAAUCCAUUUAAACGAUUCAUUCUAUCAUGUAAAUAAUUCAAAUCCAUCUUUAUCAUUAAAUAUAAAUGGUAAGCAUAGACCAUCGAUAUCAAUUGAACUCGAUCAUCCAUAUUCAUGUUCAUCACGUUAUGUUAAUCAAGCGUUACGUACAUUAGUUGAACCACAAUUACCAUCACCAUCCCCAUCACCACCUCCAAUAACCUCUAUAUCUACAUCACAACAGAUGAUGGUGAUAUCGACACCACCUACUCCACCACCACUACCACCAUUAUCAUCAUCAUCAUCGAUGAUAAAUAAUCAUAAAAUAGAUAGUUCUCAACAACAACAACAACCAUUCUAUACAAAAUCAUCAUCAACAUAUGUUCUUUCUCCAUCAACACCUUUUUUUCCAUCACAUCAUCACUCACAUGUUAUUCCAUCAACGUCUCCACCUUCAACACCAUCAUCAUGUGGUCUUGUACAAUUUGUUCAACUUCAUCGUAUACUUCCACCAACAAAACCCCAUAAUUUUGCAUCAUCAACACCGGUGACUACAUCCGAUUCAUGA
Messenger RNA from Rotaria sordida, 2332 nucleotides. The record is from the annotation of a GenBank genome assembly. NCBI's taxonomy places the organism in Eukaryota, Metazoa, Rotifera, Eurotatoria, Philodinida, Philodinidae.